Molecule: messenger RNA, 1164 nt
Organism: Talaromyces atroroseus
Lineage: Eukaryota; Fungi; Ascomycota; Eurotiomycetes; Eurotiales; Trichocomaceae
Product: Deoxyhypusine synthase
Exons: 1
Coding region: 1-1164 (387 amino acids)
Biological process (GO): peptidyl-hypusine biosynthetic process
Cellular component (GO): cytoplasm
Molecular function (GO): deoxyhypusine synthase activity
Source: RefSeq, a predicted model, not a curated record
AUGGCAGCUACACAACCUUCGCACACGCCUACAACCACGUCCAACAAUGCCAUUGACCAGCCGCCGUCCUCUGCAACGGCUGCCGUUCUCGUGGCCUCCACGCCCGUACCAGACGAUGUGCGAAAAGUGCGCGGCGUCGAUUUCAACAGUUAUCAGGACCGCGAUAUCACCGUGCCGGAACUCGUGGCGAACAUGUCGACCAUGGGAUUCCAGGCCAGCGCUAUUGCCGACGCGGUGCGCAUCAUUAACGACAUGCGCGCCUUUCGCGACCCGGAGACGGGCGAGCGCACGACCAUUUUCCUGGGGUACACGAGUAAUUUGAUAUCGUCGGGUUUGCGGGAGACACUACGAUUUUUGGUCCAGCACAAACACAUCUCGGCGAUUGUCUCGACGGCAGGCGGCGUGGAGGAGGAUUUGAUCAAGUGUCUUGGGCCGACGUAUAUGGGGGCUUUUAGUACACCAGGCGCCGGACUCCGGGCACAAGGGUUGAAUCGAAUUGGGAAUUUGAUUGUUCCGAAUAGCAACUACUGCGCUUUCGAGGACUGGGUGAUCCCCAUCUUGGACAGGAUGGUCGAGGAGCAGGAAGCAUCCAAGGCUUCGGCCGCCAAGUCGGGAGAUCCGGAUGACGAGCUGCAUUGGACGCCGUCGAAGAUUAUUCACAGACUUGGGAAGGAGAUUAAUAAUGAGGACUCGGUAUGCUAUUGGGCGUGGAAGAAUGAUAUCCCCAUCUUUUGUCCUGCGUUGACGGAUGGGUCGCUGGGCGAUAUGCUUUACUUCCAUACGUACAAGUCGUCGCCGAGCCGACUACGAGUGGACAUUUUGGAUGAUUUGAGACAGCUGAAUACAAUGUCGGUGCGCGCCAAAAGGGCCGGGAUGAUUAUCCUCGGCGGCGGGCUGGUCAAGCACCAUAUUGCGAACGCGUGCUUGAUGCGAAACGGCGCCGAGAGCGCGGUCUAUAUCAAUACAGCCCAGGAAUUCGAUGGGAGUGAUGCCGGAGCACGACCCGACGAGGCCGUCAGUUGGGGGAAGAUCAAGACUGGCGCUGAUAGUGUCAAAGUGUAUGCCGAAGCCACCGUCGCUUUCCCGUUGAUCGUUGCCAGCACCUUUGCGAGGGCGAGUCGCGAUGGCGUUGCCGCGUCGAAGCAGGAAGAGGCACAGAAUUGA